Molecule: messenger RNA, 767 nt
Organism: Papilio machaon (common yellow swallowtail)
Lineage: Eukaryota; Metazoa; Arthropoda; Insecta; Lepidoptera; Papilionidae
Exons: 2
Coding region: 164-547 (127 amino acids)
Source: RefSeq, a predicted model, not a curated record
GCCUGCCUACCUGGCAGAGUUCACUCACAUACGAGUACCUGUAUCGACCGCGUGCCAACAUACUUCCUUGUAUUUAACACCGCCAUUGUUAAAAUGAUAUCUGUCAUUUUUAGAUGAUUUGUGUAUUUAACUGGUGAAAAUUCUAAGUAAGAAUUUAGUAAAUAUGCCGUACAUCAUGAUAAUGGGAAGCCUCAGUGCUCAGCAUCUAUCGAAGGAUGAAGGUGCAACUGUGUACGGAUUAAAAAGUGAUGAACGAGCCACUUUAGUUCGGGAGUUGAACUCAUCCUUCGGUAUGGCGGUAGCAACAUCGUCAGAUUUGGAGCGUACAGUUCGUCUUACCCAGAAGGGGCUGACACUAAUGGUGGUGAACCGUCUCCAUGGUCUAUUUGGGUACGACGUAGUGUCUCAUGCUAUGGCCAUGACGAAUGCCAACCGGGAACUUAUCACGUUCACCAUGUAUAAGAAGUCCAGCCCCAACUCACACGGGCACGGACAUAGCCAUGCCUCACACAAGCAGCAUUCCCAUAGCAGUGUUGUCACCCUAUAAUCUAUUUUGUAAGAUGGUUUCGACUCCCCUUUGACAAAACAAAACAGAGACUGCAUCAUUUAUUAAUACAAGAAUCACUGCAGUCGAAUUAUAUGGUAUGAUUUGUUGAUUUUAUAGCAAUUGGAACUAUGAGUUUCUAGUACUAAAACAUCUCAAAAAUUUCAAUAUGUUUUCCCUCUCACUGAAAGAAUAGAGACAACUAAUGUUUAAGUACGAAUAU